AUGAAUGCUGCAAUGAUCAAUAUAAAAAAUAUAAUAUUGUUUUUAAUACUGAAUAGCAAGCAAGCAAACAAAAAUAGUAAAGAAAAUUAAGCAGAAACUAAGAAAGAAAUUUAGUGUAAUUAAAGCAAAAAUAAUUAAUUAAAUACAGAUAAUACUAUGAAAAGCAAUACUACCAAGGAAAAGGCGCCAAAAACAGAAGCAACAAAAACUAAGUUAGACAGAGAACUAAUUAAGAAGCUUCAUAAAAUUUUAAAUAACUUAAUAAAUGAUCCCGAAUCUGGCGAAUUCAGGAAGCCUGUUUACUAUAAAGCUCUUGGAUUAGAAGAUUAUAAAAAGAUUAUAAAGAAGCCAAUGGAUUUAAAUAGUGUUCGCAGAAAUUUGAACAAAAAUUCAUAUGAGUUUCUUGAAGAGGUUCUUGAUGAUAUAUAAUUAGUUUGGAAUAAUUGCAAGUUAUACAACGAGCAAGGAUCAUGGAUUUAUUUAACUGCAGUCAAGCUUGAAACGUUUUUCCAUGACCAAUGUUUAGAGUAAUUCCCAAACACACCUCUGCCUAGCAACAAAAUACCCGAUAGAGCCCUCCUAUUAUAGUAAUAUAACGAGAAGAGCAAUAAACAAAAGUAAUCUCAGUCUAAUAAAGAUUAAACUAAUGAAGAAGAAUAAAAAGGAGCUUCAAACACUUUGCCUCUACCAAAAUUGGCAAAUCAAAGUUCAAAUACAUCAACUUCUAAUCCUUAAACUAUUGCUCAGUCUUUGAUUACAACAUAAUCUGAGUUUAACCAAAAUAAGCAAUCUCAAAAUGGAAAUAAUUCAGCUUAAGCAUCUCUUACUGCAGCUAAUCAAUCAAAGACUACAAAUAUUGAUCUGCCUUUUAAAUUUACUAAAAAAGGUAUAAAAAGAAUAUCAUAAAAAUAAGUUGUUCAUAUACCUUUUAUGAAAUUUGCUAAUGAUAAAUAAAAAUUUGAUUAGCUUAUACAGACUACCAAAGCAGUCUCUAAGCUUUUAACAAACCAACAAAAGCAAAUAAUAGAUAUAAUUCAAGAGUUUUAGCCUUCAAUUAUACAAACAGAUGAAAAUGAAGUUAAAAAUGUUGAUUUUAAUUAAGUGUCAGAGUAUACCUAUGAAUUGAUAACUUCCUAUCUGAAUUUACUUAAAAAUCAAGAAUCAAGUGAAUAAGUAAUGGAAAUAGAAUCUGAUGAUGAAAAUAAUAUUGAGAUACUAAAUAACUAGCAAUCAAACAAUGUAUCUUUAAACGUAUGA
This is a messenger RNA of Tetrahymena thermophila SB210, 1257 nucleotides long. RefSeq names its product bromodomain protein. Gene Ontology annotation, molecular function: protein binding. The record is from RefSeq and is a predicted model, not a curated record. The transcript is spliced from 5 exons. Lineage: Eukaryota; Ciliophora; Oligohymenophorea; Hymenostomatida; Tetrahymenidae.